AUGGGUGCUUGUUACGGAACUCAAUCCAAAUAUAUGAAAAAUUCAAAGGUUUGCCAUCACAAAAGUGAUAGCGAGUAUGAAGAUGCAUAUGAGAAGCUUAAACUCCAAAGCAAAAGACAAAAAAUUUUAGUUAAAAAAGCAAUUGAAGCUCCGAUGCUUAAUCUUAGUGAAAAUUCACUAUAUAAGAGAAGGACAAUCCUACUACACAACGAGAUUCAACCUUCAACAAGUGGAUUUGAUCAUCUUACAAGGACAUUUUCUUCAAGCUCAAGUGUAAUAACUAUUGAAAGCAAACACAUACAAUAA
Molecule: messenger RNA, 306 nt
Organism: Blepharisma stoltei
Lineage: Eukaryota; Ciliophora; Heterotrichea; Heterotrichida; Blepharismidae
Source: the annotation of a GenBank genome assembly